Molecule: messenger RNA, 1709 nt
Organism: Cornus florida
Lineage: Eukaryota; Viridiplantae; Streptophyta; Magnoliopsida; Cornales; Cornaceae
Product: MATH domain and coiled-coil domain-containing protein At3g58270-like
Exons: 6
Coding region: 210-1493 (427 amino acids)
Molecular function (GO): protein binding
Source: RefSeq, a predicted model, not a curated record
CUUCGCCUUUUCUCGUGCUCCGUAUCAACUUCAAAAAACAAAAAAACAAAAAAAAGAGGUUGAAUUUUCUUUGUACGGAAAAACUAAAGCAUUGCAAAUUCCCAAAAAAAAAACAAAAAGGGUAAAGCAGUUUGGACUUCUAUCUUAUCCCUCUAGAUUCCAACAUGUUCAAGUGAAUUUUCUCCGAUUCUAACACAAUCCCUCGCCCCAUGGAAGCAAAAACUGUUAAUACAGUUGAUGAUCCAUCAUCAGCACGCUUCACAUGGAGGGUUGACAACUUUUCCACGCUGAAUACACAGAAGCUAUACUCUGAAAGUUUCUAUGUUGGAGAACACAAAUGGCGGUUGCUUAUAUUUCCAAAGGGGAACAAUGUGGACCAUUUAUCGAUCUAUUUAGAUUCUGCAAGUUCAGUAACUUUGCCAUCUGGGUGGAGCAAAUUCGCGCAAUUCAGCUUAUCUGUGAUCAAUCAAAUUGAUAACAAGUCCACAAAGAAGCAAGACUUUAAACACCGGUUCAAUGCACGAGAAAGAGAUUGGGGUGGGCUUGAAUUAGUGCCUCUUAGUGAACUGUAUGACCCUGGUAGAGGUUAUCUUGUGAACGAUACAUGUGUUGUUGAAGCUGAUUUCCCUGGCUUCCGUUCAGUUGAACUUAAGGUUGAGGCGGCAAAGACUGCCUCAGGCAGAGAUGAAACUUCUAAUUCUUCUUCUCAAGGGGAUAUUGAUGGGAGGAUUAGACAGAAUGAUUCUGAUACUGUUACAACCCUGCCUCAGACUGAUACCUCGGGCCCUCCUCCUGCCAGUAAAUCAGCAACUGAAGUGAUCAAGUCUUCGGUCCCACCAGCCACUCCAAUUGUUGAAAAGGAAUCAAUGGUUAAUUCCCCUCACGCCCAAGAUCCGGAAGUUGAGUUGCCAAGGAGUCUUCCAAUGGGUUCUCCUCUUGAGUCAUCUUCAUUUGAUGACAUGGAUGCCUAUACCUCCAAGUUGGUGUCUGUAGUAGAGACUGAUGCACAUUUUGACUCCACUACUGAAGGAUCGGUCGUCGCCUCCAUUCCUCAAUCAACUGUUGAUGAAGCCAAAAAAUUCUUUAUAAAGAUGUUAUCUCGGGACCUAUCAGAAAUUCCUGAUUUUGCCGCACACAUUACAGAAUCCAUCCGUGUCUUGUCAGAGUGUCAUGACCUCACUCCAGCCCAGCUUGCACAGCUGAAAUCCCUCAAGAGAGCUAUUCACAAGGACUUGAUCUCGGAGGAGGCAAAGCUUCAACAAGAGGUUGAGCGGCUGCAGGCUGAACUGGCUAAGAUUUCCGAGAAGAAGAAAAGUGCUGGGAAAGAGAUGAAGCAACUGCAUGGGAAGAUGGUUAAUCUAGAACAGUCUAGGUCCUCUGUUCUUGAGGAGAUCUCAACCCUUGAGACCGAGAAGACCGCGGAGAGCUCUCUGUCAUGGGUCCAGCAAAUGUGGACUGAGCUUAGAGACACAUUCAUGAUACCAAACAAUUAAUCUCUUUUUAUUUGCAAGAUGAAAAACUUUUGUUGGUCUACUGUUAUAUUUCUCUCUAAGGGCCGGUUACAUUCUACCUUAAAUUUCAUGUUUUUGGAUAUUUUUGACUUAUUUCUGGUCGGUUGGGGUCAAUAUUCUUAUACUUUUAGUCCUGCAAUUCUACUUUAAAUUGCACUUGUUUCUGGAUUAAUGAAUGUGAUUAUCCUUUUUACCUUA